AUGGCUUUAUUUGAGUUGAAACUUGUUGACAUCCAGCAACUUCUGUCUUUCUCUCUUCUUAGUUUUUUUUUCCUGAAAAAAAAUUUACUUCUUUCUUUCCUUCUUUCUCUUUUUCCUUCUCUAUUAAUAUUUAUUUUUCCUCUUUCUUCACAAACUUUCUCCACUUUCACUCUCUCUUUUAUUUUUUACCUUUUUUAUUUUUUCUUCCUUCCUUUCUUUAGUAUAUUCAUCAUCAUGACUUCCUUUCUUUUCCGCAUUUUCAUCAUUGUGUCUUUCUUCCUUUCUUUUUUUUCCAUUUUUCUUUUUUUCUUUCUUUCAUCCAGCAUAUUCAUCACUAUGUCUUUCUUUCUUAUUUUUCAGCAUAUUCAUCACUGUGUCUUUCUUUCUUUUCUUUUCUUUAAUUUUUUCAGCAUAUUCAACACUGUCUCUCUUUCUUUCAUCAUAUUCAUCAUUAUUUCUAUAUUUCUUUCUUCACACACAUACACUCUCUUCUUCACACAUGAUAGACUUGUCGCUUUCUUACCCUCCCACCUUUUAUAG
Acanthosepion pharaonis is the source of this 540-nucleotide messenger RNA. Lineage: Eukaryota; Metazoa; Mollusca; Cephalopoda; Sepiida; Sepiidae. The record is from the annotation of a GenBank genome assembly.